Molecule: messenger RNA, 4850 nt
Organism: Pangasianodon hypophthalmus (striped catfish)
Lineage: Eukaryota; Metazoa; Chordata; Actinopteri; Siluriformes; Pangasiidae
Product: TBC1 domain family member 24
Exons: 7
Coding region: 899-2905 (668 amino acids)
Source: RefSeq, a predicted model, not a curated record
UGGAUGAAAACACACUGAGGAACUUUUAAACAUGUUUUAAACACGUUUAAACUGCUGAGUAGAGUUUGGUUUUAUUUGUGUUGAUUUCAUUUGCAUGUCAUUUGUUUCAUUUACUCAAACCGCAGUUUUAUGGGAUUAAUAAUGACAUUGAAUAAUGGCGCUUAUCUUUAUAACCAUACAGUUUUAUGAGCUUCAUUAAUGUAGGCAAACUCAUGUUCAGUGUCAGCAUGGACACUUCAUUCACACACAUGCACUGGGUCGCCAUAAAAAUCUUCAAAGUAGUAAUAAAUAUGUCACUCUGGAGACCUGUGAGUGUUGAUAUGUUUUAUUCUUAGACAUAUGCUUGCUAGCAAUGCAAGUAGUAUUUGUUUUGUAAUCUCUAAAGCCUGUAUUUUUCUGCUAAACGCCGUGUGUUUCUCCCAUAAACACAGGUAACCAUCUCACAUGCUUAAGACGACAGUUUGGAAUUUUCCACCACGCACUCAAAGCUGUUACACAAGUCAUCUACAUAAAUCAUCUGACCGCUGUGGUGGAGUACAGCCGGAGCGAAACGCUGGAACCAACAUCAGACCUGCAGAGACUUUCUAAAUCAUCUGCACUCUUCUACAUUCUUUUCCUUUCUUUUGAAUAUCCUAAACUUUUUCUAAACUUUUCCAAAAAAAUCAUAUUGACUUCUUAAAUCUCUUUUAAAUCAUUUAAAAUGUUUUCUUCCCAGUUCUUCCAAACUUUCUGAAUACCUCUAAAAUCAUUCUUAGUGUCUGGACGCAACUAUACAUUAGGUUUCUCACCAACUUCUAAACUUUCCCUGCUUUUCUAAAACUUCUACAAUUUCUGAAUUGAACUGAACUUUUCUGAACACUUCCAUAUUUUUCCAAACUCGUCUUUAGCUGCUGGAGAAAUGCUCCAGGUUUCUCCAAGCGUCGAUUUCUCCAGCCUCGGUCCGGUGGAGCUGCAGAGGGCGCGAGGGUCAGAUGGCUGUCAAAGGCUUCGUUCUUGUUCCCUUUUUGAGACGUCAGAUCUGACCGAGUUCCAAAGAAACUUCCUCAGACCUCGGUCCAGAUCCUUCUACAUGUUCGAUCAAAACGAAAACAGCGAAGACCAGCAAGCUUUUCAGGUGGACGCUGAUAAACACGACAACAGGAGAAACGUUCACAACAAACCGGCAUCGAAAAAAUCCACAGCAGGAAUAAACAAACAUCUGAGUAAAGAUCAUGGAGGUACAAGAGGAAACUGUAAAAACAUCCCGAUGUUGACCAUCACAGAGCCAGACAGCUGGGAGAUCAGCUCGUCUUCUGGCAUGAAAUACGGUCACUAUGUGGACUGGGAGAAAAUCGAACCAGAAGCCGCCGCUCGCUUCCAGAAAGUUCUCUGCAGUGAUUAUUCUCAGCUGAAAGAAAUGGCUCGCUCGGGAUUCUGGGUGACGCAACACACACUGCAUGCCAAAUCCUACCAACAGCUCAUACACCGCAUCGAGUGUACGUCCAGCGCCGAGGACUCGGAGACGUAUCGCUACCUGGCAGCCAGGAUGUUCGAGGAGCGCGGGAGGAGCACGCAUCCUUUCCCCAAGUUCAUGAAGGAUGGUGAGAUCCCUCGCUACUGCCUGAACAAAUCCGGCCUGAACUCGGUGAAGAAGAUCCUCCUGUGUGUGAGCGAGAACUUCCCAGAAAUGACAUUUUGCCCCAUUUUGCCAGCUUUGGUGUCUCUGCUGCUUCACUACAGUGAGGACGAGGCUCAGUGCUUCCACAGCAUCUGCUCGCUCGUGAUAUACACAGAUCCACAAAAGCGCUACAUCGAUCAGAACUUUGUUACCACCCACGCGUCCUGCAUGACCUUCGGUGACUUAGCCAACAAGUACUGCCGGGGAAUCCGUAAGCUAAUCGCUAGCUCCCAUCAGAGCCUCUUCGAGUUCUACUCCGACUGGAUCAUGUGGAUUUUCGCCGACCUGCCUUUCAGCUACGCCGUCCGAGUGCUGGACGUCUACCUGGUCGAGGGCUACAAGGUUCUGUACCGCGUGGCUUUGGCGCUCCUCAGCCUCUACAAGGUCUCUGUGAGCUCUCGAGUGGCCCAUGUAGAAGAUUUCAAGCAGGACAUGAAGAGGUUUGUGGAGAACGUGAGCCGUCACAGUAGCAUCGAGGCUCUGCUUCAGAGAGCUUUUAGCAUCCAGCUGCCUACACGCAAGGAGCUCAACUUCCUCUACAAUGCCAACAAGCAAGCGCUAAUACGGAAAGGGAUCGAGCACAAGAGCUCUUACCAGAGUGUGGAUUUGGGGUGUUUUCGCUCCAGUGUGGUGUCUGAGAUGGAGAUGCGAGUGGUGUGGGCCUGGAUUCCCGAGCGCUUCGCUCUCUUCGCUCCGGAACGCCUCUACAGCGCCGAUGAACACGGCAGAGACCUCACAUCGUUUUAUGCCCGUGUUGAAGGCCACGAGCCGACGGUGCUGCUCCUGAAAACAGUGGAUGAGGAGGUAUGUGGAGCGUUUUUGUCCUCAGACUGGACUCUGAGGAGGCGUGAGGGAGCGGAGCUGCAGUUUUUCGGCACUGGAGAGUGUUUCGUCUUCACGCUGAGGCCAGCAAUGGAGCGAUACCAGAAAACUGUGCUGCACAUCUCAGGGAUGACAGGAAUGAAGGAAUCCUCUACAUCUUCCUCUUCCUCUUCCUCAGCUUCCACUUCCUGUGAUGCGAUGACAUCAUCCUGCACCGUCUGCCCCGCUGUGACCCCUCGCUUCAUGAGCGGAGACGACGAGAAGUUGUUUAUCGGUGGAGACGGGGGACACGCUCUGUGUCUCGGUGCAGGUCUCACAGCGGGACAGUCUGAACGCUGUGACACUUUCGACAGUCCUGUCCUCUGCAGGGGCAAAUUCAGGAUCCAGAGUCUGGAAGUUUGGGGAAUUCAGUAUGGUCCAUUUUAAAGAGAGCACACACACACACACACACACACACUAAAGUUGAUGCUAAUUUAUUCUGAACAUGUUUUAUGAUCUGUGAAGGUCAUGUGUAACUUAUUUAUAGAGUUUAUUUAUUCUACUGAACAUGUAGUGGAGUGGAAAUACACGCAGCUAUUAUUAUUAUUAUUAUUAUUAUUAUUAUUAUUAUUAUGUGACAAAUGGAGUACAUGAAUCACUAUAACACCGACCAUUUCAGUGUUUUUUUUAAACUCUUUCUUCAGACAUCAUCUGAUUUCAUCAAUAAAACACAAGCUCAGUUAUAUCAUAACUAUUAUGUGCUCUUAUUGUGUUAUUGUGUUUUCUAAGAUUUCUUUUUUUUUACAACUUGUAUUUACUUUAUACACAAUGAAUAAAAGUAGAGUAUUUAAAACUCUCUCUGUGUGUCUGUAAGCUGUGAUGCUUCUGAUCAAUUCCAACAAAAACAGAUGAUGUUACCUCUGUGCAUUAGUUAUGUCCCUCUGCUUCUUAUUUCUGUCUAUCUCUCUAUCUCUCUAUCUACAGUCCCCUCUAAAAAUAUUGGAACAGCAAGGUUAAUUCUAUUUUUUCACCCUACAUUGAAGUCAUUUGGGUUUGCGAUCAGAAGAUGAAUUUGAGACGAUAGAUCAGAAUUUCAUUUUUUUUCAAGUCAUCAAAAAUAUUGGAACAUGUGACUUGCUACCCAGGUGAGCUCUGUUGGAUUGAUUGUCUAAACAAUUAAUAGCUUUGAAUGUCUACUCUUGAUUUUAGCCCUGGGUUUCACCUGUGAAGACUGCAUUUGUUGUUAAAAAGGAUAAACCAACAUGAAGACCAGAGAGCUGUCUAUGGGAUAAAAGCAAGCCAUUUUGAAGCUGAGAAAAGAGGAACAAGCAUUGGGCAUAGCCAAUACAACAAUUUGGAAAGUCCUGAGAAAGAUAGAAAUCACUGGUGUACUAACAACAAGACAUGGAACAGGACGGCCAAGGAAAACAACAGCAGUUGAUGGCAGAAACAUUGUGAGAAGUGUGAAGAAAACCCCAAAAAUAACAGUGAGUGACGUCACCAACAACCUCCACAGGGCAGGGAUGAAGGUAUCACAAUCCACCAUUCGCAGAAGAGUUCGAGAGCAGAAAUAUAGAGGCCACACCACAAGAUGUAAACCUCUCAUCAGCAGUAAGAGUCAGAAGGUCUGAUUAGAAUUUACAAAGAAAUACAGAGAUGAACCAUUAAAGUUCUGGAACCAAAAUUAACCUCUACCAAAGUGCUGGAAAGACCAAAGUGUGGAGAAAGAAAGGAUCUGCUCAUGAUCCAGAACAUCCAAGCUCAUUAUUAAAGCAUGGUGGAGGUAGUGUCAUGGCUUGGGCUUGCAUGGCUGCUUCUGGAACAGACUCACUAAUCUUUAUUGAUGAUGGAGCUCAUGAUGGUAGCAGCAGAAUGAAUUCAGAAGUCUACAGAAACAUUCUGUCUGACAAUUUACAGAGAACUGCAACCAAUCUAAUCAGGAGGAACUUCAUCAUGCAGCAAGACAACGACCCAAAACACCCUGCAACACAACAAAGCACUUCAUCAGGGGAAAAGUGGAAGAAGGUUUUAGACUGGACAAGUCCAUCAGCAGACCUUAACCCAACUGAGCAGCAUUUCACCUCCUGAAGAGGAGACUGAAGGGAGAAACUCCACAAAACUAACAACAACUGAAAGAAGCUGCUGCUACAAGCCUGGAAAAGCAGCACAGAAGAAGAACGCAACAGGUUGGUGAUGUCAGUGGAUCACCGGAUUGAUGCAGUUAUUGCAAGCGAGAGAUACGCAACUAAAUAUUACGUGUUAUUUACGUUAAGACUAUCUGUUCCAAUACUUUUGCUCACCUAAAAAUCGGGAGGUCUGAUUCAAAAGGUGCCGUGUUCUAAGUUGUUUAACACGUCUAGGUGUAAAUAUCAGGAAAUGAGGCUGAGAUUCU